Molecule: messenger RNA, 3025 nt
Organism: Toxorhynchites rutilus septentrionalis
Lineage: Eukaryota; Metazoa; Arthropoda; Insecta; Diptera; Culicidae
Product: putative nuclease HARBI1
Exons: 4
Coding region: 274-1224 (316 amino acids)
Source: RefSeq, a predicted model, not a curated record
CGGGUCGAACAACUUAUAAUGGUGCCUAUUCUGUAUUCCGACGGAUUUCUAUUUCGUUCGAAAGUGAUAUUUCGAUCGUUUUCGAAUUUACCAUUCCCUAUUCCAAUCGUUUUGCUCGUUUCGAACGAAAGUGUUAGAAAAUUUCGAAUAUGCAUCGAUCUGUCAAAAACCGAUAAACAAAAAGAAACACCGUAUUAAAUAGCGGCGAGUGCGAGUUGAAUUCCAGUUAAUUUUUGAUCCUAAGAGAAAUUUGUGAGAAAAUUUUCUCGUUCAAUGGAUUCCGUUUUGUUACCGAUUUUGGCGGAGCAAGAAGAAAUUGGAAUGCCUUGCUACCAUCGGCGAAACCACCGAAAAUCAACCGACUUCAUGAAACUUUCUGAUGAAGCAUUCAUCAAAAGUUUUCGUCUAAGUAAGGAAGCUUUUCGGUACGUUUUAGAGGAAAUUGAGAACUGCCUUACCACAAGGAAAGGUGGUCUAUCCACGGAGGUGAAACUCGCAGCAUGUUUGCGAUUCUUUGCUGAAGGAAAUUAUCAACAUGGAGCAGGGCAAGAUUAUCACAUUGCCAUAGCACAGCCCACAUUUUCCAAGGUGCUGACUGAAAUGCUUAACAUUCUGGAGCGGACACUGUGUAAGAAAUGGAUUUCCCUAAAUAUGACGGAAGACGAACAGCGGCGUGCUAAACUACACUUCUAUCAGAAAACAUCAAUUCCGGGUGUUAUUAUGUGUUUGGAUGGAACCCACGUAAAAAUUAUUCCACCUAAGCUGAAUCGAAAUUUGUUUUUUAAUCGGAAGGGAUUUUAUAGUCUCAACGUUCUGAUUGUUUGUGACGAUCAGCAAAGGAUUCGUUUCGUUGAUCCUACCUUCCAGGGAUCUAAUCAUGACUCUCAUAUAUGGCGUGUAAGCCCUGCAAGAACUCACUUUGAGCAGCUUCACCAAAAUGGUGAAGUUAAUACUAAGAUUCUAGGUGAUGCUGGUUAUCCAUCGGAACCUUGGUUAGUAACGCCAUUCAGAGCAGCGGAGGAAGGGAGUUUGGAGAGCGAUUUUAAUCGCAGGCAUGCCUUGGGUCGUGCUAUCGUCGAGCGGACAAUCGGUUUACUAAAAAAUCGGUUUAGAUGCAUCCUUGGCGCGAGACAACUUCACUACAAUCCUACUAAAUGCGCUCAAAUUAUAAAUGUAUGCUGUGCACUUCACAAUAUAUGCUUAGAAUUUGGUCGUUCUCAGUAGUUAUAAUAUGUUAUGUAGCUGUUUACAUAAUAAACUUUUGUUUAAAUUAAUAUUUAUGACUGUUAAAUUUCAUCUAACUUGUUUGCAAAUGCUCAAAUAAAUAACAACCACCGGAAAAGGAAGUGUCUUCCUUACUUAACUAUGGUUUCGGCAGAAUUAUUUACUCUUAUUCCUGCCAACACUUUGAGAACAUGUCAUUAUCGAUUUCUCGUAAGCAGGCCAAGUAUUCAAAUAACCAUUAUUAAUACUUUUUGCGUUGUUUUAACCCCUUGCUGUACGAUUUAAUUUCCAACAGCACGGCCCAAAACGAGCACUUCGAGUCGUUCCGCUACUCUGCUGAGUGUGGGUAUCUAACAUGGGUGCCCUAUGAUGAGCAAAUACAUGUUGUGUUUAAAAUAAAAACGAAGGAGUUAUUACUACGUACUAACUCGUUCGUUUUUAUUUUAAUUAUAAUAUUCAAAUUAUAUUUUAUAUUUUUAGCUCAUUCAAUUUUUUUUUUAAAUAACGGAAAUUUGAUAAUCUUCAGUUGUCGGUAUCCUCAUCAUAUGCCUGAAGCUAUGUAAUUAUUUCACAUCGAGAAACAACGAGUGAAGUUCAAUGUUGUACGUGAAGGGGUUAAGGAAGUUCCAUAAACUAUAGGCGAAAUUCGUGAAUUUUAAAAAAGUUUAUAUAAUUUUGAUGCUAUUCCAAACAAACUUCAAAGAAAAAAUUAAGUAAGAUUUUUCUUCCAUGGAAAGAUAUAAAAAUACGAUUAGAACUUUUUUCAUUUUUUUAUACUUGAGUUACAAUAUAAAGAUAAAAAAUCAGAUCACUGAUAUUUUGAAACAUUAUUCUAAUGUUCUGAAAUAUACGCAAUCUGCGUUUCAAGGAUUUGUCGCUUGACUAUUGAUUUCUCCAGCGCGAUCUUCUCAUCUCGUGGUUAUGUCGUUUUUGUUCACUCAGAUGUUCUUUGAGUGUGGCAUCCACGGAAAGAAUCGCUCGAGCUGAUUGGCGCUGAUAAUGAACCAGAUCACUCAAAUUCUUGUUUGUGUUUUUUAACAGGGAUUUCACAUUGGUGUGAAAUUUGUUUUGUUGCUCGACUUGCAGCUCUAAUAGCCUCGUGGUAGAAGGUCUGGAUUUUUUCGGCUGAGAGGGCUGGAAGUGAAUGGUAUUAUUGAUACCGUCACACUCGUCGGAAGUACCAUAAUAUAUAAAAUUUUCCUGGUCUGCAGCUUGAGGUUCACCCGAAGGCGAAUCCAACUGUGUUCCAUGAGAUGAGGUACCCGGGAUUCCUUCCACGGUCGCAAGUAACCCAGUUAGUAGAACUGCCUGCUCCUCCAGCUCGGACAAAUUGAUAAUUUUAUUGGGUCCUCCACCUGUCGCCCUCUGCUCCCGUUUGUUGUGAGCGAGUUUUCGCUUUAAUCCGGACUUAGUCCGCCCAAACCUACACAGAAAACCAGGGCAAAAAUAAGACUAUAAACAUAUGUUUCGGAUUCGUUUUAGUAUAUACCUUUUUCCAUCCACUUCCAUCGCGAAUAGGCGGUCCCAAACUAUUGACUUCUGCCGCCAGAUCAUCCCAGAAGGGUCCGGAAUUUCCUCGGGAGAAACCCUUUGCUAUGUCCGGCUCUUGCUCCAGAAGCAGCACAAUCCGCUCGAACUGAUUUUUAGUGGUUGUUUUGUUUUUGUUUUUUUCCCUGUUGAACGUUAAAAUUAAUUUAAAGAAAAAAAUGAUUAAAAAUUAGCUUACAUUUUUGCAGUUCACCGCUCAUCCGCUGCGGAAAUUAUUCACUCCUUCAUAAACAAAGUGGGUUUGACGUUUGGU